CUUGGAGCCUCUGUCGCUUAAGAAACCUAACCUUCUUCCUCUACAAAACGGCGUCUCUUCAUCCAUUCCAAUUCCCAACUAGGCAGGCGUGUAUAACUUUGAGUGGAGAUUUUACAAGCACCGCCGCUGUUACCCGAACUAAUCUAGCAUUUGGAAAUACAAAGCCAUGAAGAUGAUAGAGAAGAAGAGAAAAUCGAGAGACGGUAAGAAACAUGAUAGACCACAGAAAUUUACCAAAAAGUCCAAAUUCAGCAAAAAAUACGGCAAGAUUGAGGACGAGAAAAGGCGGACCGGACCACGCUUACCUCAAUCUCUUAGGAAAGAGCUCGAUCGAAUCAACCCUAAUGACCAGUCCUGCAGUGAAGAAGAUGAAGGUAUUAACGGCGACUUUUAUGAAUACGAGGAAGGAGUGCCUGAAGAGGAAUCAAAGAAGAACCGCCGCUUCGAUUCCGUUGAGAAUUACGAGUAUAAGUUACCUGAGGAUUUUAAGGAUGAGAAUGUUGAAUCGGAUGACGACGAUUAUGACUUUGAUGGUGGCGAAAAUAAGAUUUCUGACCAUAAGGGUAAAAAGGGAGACCUAGAUCAACUUGGUGAUGAUGUUGAAGAUGAAGAUGAUGAACGGCAUCUGAGGAUGUUGCAAGGAAUCACUGGAAUGCCAAGUCAGGCCUUUCAAGGCAAGAAGAAAAACAAAGUUGUUGUAUCCGAGGGAUAUCCAGAGUCUGAAUAUAAUCCUACUCGUGAUGUUCUGGAUGGUGAUGGCCGCAUUGCUAUUGAAGACCUUCUUGAAAGUAUUCAAGGAAAACCUGGUUAUAGAGAGCUUCGAAAUAUAACACGUCAUGUGGAGAAAAAAGGAAAGCUUCUUCAAGCUCCACUUCCCAAGGAGGUUCGAGACAGGUUAGAAAGGAACGCCGCUUAUGAACAAUCAAAGAAAGAUAUUACAAGAUGGGAGCCUUUGGUCAAGAGGAAUAGGGAGGCACCUACCAUUAUUUUUGAUAAAGAUACAGAUUUGGGGUUAUCAACUGUAGGGGCAAUAGCGUCCGAAUUUGAGCCUAGAACUGAGUUUGAGAAGAAAAUGUCUUUGUUAGUUAAUGAUGACAAGGUUAUGGCAGCUCAUAAAGAAGAUGGCUCUAGGCUUCUUGAAUUAAAUAAGAUAUCCCUUGGAGAUUACGUAAACAGUCGAAAUCAUAUUGCAAAAAUGCGGAGCCUUCUUUUCCGCCAUGAGGUGAAGAUGAAACGCGUCAAGAAGAUAAAAUCAAAAACAUACCAUCGGUUGUUGAAGAAAGAAAGAUUGAAAGGAUCUGUAGGAAUAGAAGAGACAGAUAUAAGGGGUAGAGACAUAGAGUGGAUGAAAAUUGAAAGGGAAAGGAAGAAGGUGAUAAAUCGUAUAAAUCGUCUCUGUUGUGGGCGACGGUUUUUCAUGUAA
Molecule: messenger RNA, 1423 nt
Organism: Populus euphratica (Euphrates poplar)
Lineage: Eukaryota; Viridiplantae; Streptophyta; Magnoliopsida; Malpighiales; Salicaceae
Exons: 5
Coding region: 167-1423 (418 amino acids)
Biological process (GO): rRNA processing
Cellular component (GO): nucleolus; small-subunit processome
Source: RefSeq, a predicted model, not a curated record